Messenger RNA from Sitodiplosis mosellana (orange wheat blossom midge), 1689 nucleotides. RefSeq names its product hydroxylysine kinase-like. The transcript has 4 exons. The record is from RefSeq and is a predicted model, not a curated record. The coding region runs from base 221 to 1438 and encodes 405 amino acids. Lineage: Eukaryota; Metazoa; Arthropoda; Insecta; Diptera; Cecidomyiidae. Gene Ontology annotation, molecular function: amino acid kinase activity.
UGUUUGAUGUUACAAUUUGAUUGGCCAUUGUAACUGCAUUAAGCUUUCUCUGGAAUGUAAUUGCAUUGAACAGGGCUCGGGCGCGGUUGAAUUUGUUUAUUUCAUUGUGUGUGCUGGUUUCAAAUACACGGAAAAUACAAACGAAAAAGUGAAUCAACAUCAGAAAAAGGUGGCUUUUUGUUGAGACGUUUCGAGAGGCGGUGGUUAAAAACAAGUUAAAAUGGAAUUAAGUAAUUCAGGAGUUGAAUUAACGGCAUUCGCACAGUUGCCAACGGACUUCAAGUUUGAAGCCAAGGAAAAUUCUGAACAAAAUAUCGAAGUUACUGAUUCCGACCAGGACAUUUUGAAACCGGGAUCGAAAAUCAAGCCGCAAAUCAGCGAAGAAGAAGCAGUUCGUUUGGCCGAACGUCUGUAUGGCAUUUCAACACGUGACAUCUCCGAACUAGUAUCAUAUGAUGAUAAAAAUUUUCUCAUUCAUGUGGACACAAAUAUUAAAAAUCCGAUUAUACCGAAUGCUUGGCCGCACGGCUAUGUUUUGAAAAUUGUCAAUUCGCUCGAUACGAAAAAAGCGAAAUUCUUCGACGGACAAACGCAAUUGGUUCUAUUUUUGCGCCAGCAAGGAAUCAAUUGUCCAAAACCAGUUAUGAAUAUUUUCGGCAAGUAUAAUUCAAUUGAGAAAAUUGGCGAAUCGUUGCAUUUGGUGCGUUUGCUAGAGUUCAUCCCAGGCCGAAUAUUCAACGAUGUACUGAAAACGAAGCAUUUAUUCUAUCAAGUCGGUGAAUUUGUGGCGAAAAUUGAUUCGGCAUUGAAACGCUUCCAACACGAUGCGUACGACAAUCACAAAACAGUCUGGAUGCUGGAAUCGGUAACACAAUUGACAAAAUUACUGUACGCAAUCAACGAUCCGAAAAAGCAAGAGCUGGUCCAAGAGGUGCUGGCCGAUUUUAAAGAAAAUGUUUUAUCGCGUAUCGGCGAUUUCGCAAAGGGUGUCAUCCAUGGCGAUUGUAACGAGCAUAAUUUGAUUGUUACAAAAGAUUCACCGGAAUUGGAGGAGUUUCGUGUGACGGGCGUCAUUGAUUUCGGCGACACUUCACAAUCAUUGUACAUAUUUGAAUUGGCAAUUACUAUCGCUUACAUGAUAUUACAGUCAUGUGAACUCGAAACGGCUGGAUAUGUCAUUGCUGGCUAUCAGCAACUACGUCUCAUCCCACAGAAUGAACGUAACGUGCUUACGAUUUGUGUUGCAGCACGUUUGUGUCAAAGUCUUGUGAUGGGUGCCUACACUCAUUCACUCGAUCCAGAAAAUGACUACCUGUUGUCAUCUCAAGAAAAUGGAUGGAAAAUGUUGACAUUACUACGGGAAACACCAAAAGAUGAGCUUGAAGAACUUUGGUUCACCACCGCCGACGAAUACUUGAAACAAAGCGAAAAACGCUGAACGAAUAGGGGACAUAGACAGUCCAUUUGGUUGAUUAGUAUUAUUAUCUGCAUGUAAAAAAAAAAUGAAAGAGGUCUGUGUAAACAAAUUUGCAUGACCGUUGCUCUUAUAGUUUAUUAUCGCUGUUCAUGGCCAAAGUGUAGCUCCUCUUUUUAUGACAGUCGAUGGUUAUUGUUAUUUCGUUGAAUUUGAAUAGCGGACAAAAGUAUAUCUAACAUUUUCAUCGGUCAAUAAAUUGAUUAAACAGAAAG